AGAGGAAGAGGGAUGAAUGAAGCUCCCUCGGGUCGGGUGGGGGCUGAGCAGGGACCAGUGCUUGCGUUUUCCCUUCGCCAGAUUGGCAAGGCAACCCCGAGGAGGCGAGGGAAGGGUUAAGGGAGAGAGCGAGGGGAUGCGGCUGACGGCGACCGGGCGGAGCUGCGCCAACAGCGGGCGGAGAGGGGGCUGAACACCUCGCAGGAGGAGCCCCGCUCGCUCGCUCGGCUCUUGCGCCCCUGCGCCUGCCUUCUCUCCGCGUCUCCUCCUCGCUGCAGCCGUAGGGGCGCCUCCUUCCUUCCUUGCUUGCUUGCUUCCCCGGCGCCUCACCUGCCAUGCCGACGCCUCUCUCCGGCCCAGGGCAGCGCCCUCGCCCGCCCCUGCGCCCCUUGCAACCCCUCUGAGACCCAGAUCGGCUCCCCCCUCCCCGGUCGCCGGCACGACGGCAGCAGCAGCAGCAGGAUGGUGCAGAAGUCGCGCAACGGAGGCGUGUACCCGGGCGCGUCGGGCGAGAAGAAGCUGAAGGUGGGCUUCGUCGGGCUGGAUGCCGGCGCGCCGGACUCCACCCGCGACGGGGCGCUGCUCAUCGCCGGCUCCGAGGGCGGCAGCAAGCGCGGCUCCAUCCUCAGCAAGCCCCGCUCGGCCGUCUCCGGCAAGCCGCCCAAGAGGAACGCCUUCUACCGCAAGCUCCAGAAUUUCCUCUACAACGUGCUCGAGAGACCCCGCGGCUGGGCGUUCAUCUACCACGCUUACGUUUUUCUUCUCGUUUUCUCCUGCCUGGUGCUCUCUGUCUUUUCAACCAUUGAGGAGUAUGAGAAGAGUUCUGAAGGUGCUCUCUACAUUUUGGAAAUAGUCACCAUCGUGGUCUUUGGAGUGGAGUACUUUGUGCGAAUCUGGGCAGCUGGCUGCUGCUGCCGCUAUCGGGGCUGGAGAGGACGGUUGAAAUUUGCCCGCAAACCCUUUUGUGUGAUUGACAUCAUGGUGUUAAUAGCCUCCAUUGCAGUGCUGGCUGCUGGAUCCCAAGGGAAUGUCUUUGCCACCUCUGCACUCAGAAGUUUGCGGUUUCUGCAGAUUCUGCGCAUGAUCCGAAUGGACCGCCGAGGAGGCACCUGGAAGCUUCUGGGAUCAGUGGUGUAUGCCCAUAGCAAGGAGCUGAUCACUGCCUGGUACAUUGGUUUCCUUUGCCUCAUUUUAGCCUCCUUCCUGGUGUACUUGGCUGAGAAGGGGGAGAACGAGCACUUUGACACCUACGCAGACGCACUGUGGUGGGGUUUGAUUACUCUGACCACCAUUGGCUACGGGGACAAGUAUCCACAGACCUGGAAUGGGCGUCUGCUUGCUGCAACCUUCACCCUGAUCGGAGUUUCCUUUUUUGCCCUCCCUGCUGGUAUUCUAGGUUCUGGAUUUGCCCUGAAGGUUCAAGAGCAGCAUCGGCAGAAGCAUUUUGAGAAGCGGAGGAACCCAGCAGCAGGCCUGAUUCAGGCUGCGUGGAGGUUCUACGCCACUAACCUCUCUCGAACAGAUUUGCACUCUACCUGGAACUACUACGAGCGCACCGUCACUGUCCCCAUGUACAGCUCGCAAACGCAAACCUAUGGUGCUUCCAGACUCAUUCCUCCUUUGAACCAGCUGGAGCUCCUGAGGAAUUUGAAGAGCAAAUCUGGAUUGACUUUCAGGAAAGAGCAGCAACCUGAGCCAUCUCCAAGUCAAAAGGUCAGCUUGAAAGAUCGUGUCUUCUCCAGCCCCCGAGGUGCCGCCACGAAAGGUAAAGGUUCCCCUCAGGCCCCGGGUGUCCGAAGAUCCCCCAGUGCGGACCAGAGCAUCGAAGACAGCCCAAGCAAAGUGCCGAAGAGCUGGAGCUUUGGAGACCGGAGCCGAGCCCGGCAAGCUUUCCGUAUCAAGGGAGCUGCGUCUCGUCAAAACUCAGAAGAUGCAAGCCUCCCUGGAGAAGACAUUCCUGAUGAGAACAAAACCUGCAACUGUGAAUUUGUGACCGAAGAUCUGACACCGGGCCUUAAAGUCGGCAUCAGGGCAGUGUGUGUUAUGAGAUUUCUGGUUUCCAAGCGGAAGUUCAAGGAGAGCUUGCGGCCCUACGACGUAAUGGACGUCAUUGAACAGUACUCAGCGGGACACCUGGAUAUGCUUUCCCGGAUCAAAAACCUCCAGUCCAGGAUAGAUAUGAUUGUGGGCCCCCCGCCCCCUUCAACUCCCCGGCAUAAGAAGUAUCCAACCAAAGGAUUUCCUCCUAAAGAAUCACCCCAGUACUCACCUAGAGUUGACCAGAUCGUUGGACGAGGGCCAUCAAUGACAGAUAAGGAUCGGACCAAAGGUCCAGCUGAAGGGGAGCUUCCUGAAGAUCCAAGUAUGAUGGGCAGACUUGGAAAGGUGGAAAAGCAGGUUUUGUCCAUGGAGAAGAAGUUGGACUUCCUGGUCAACAUCUACAUGCAACGGAUGGGGAUCCCACCAACAGAAACUGAAGCUUAUUUUGGGUCCAAAGAACCAGAUCCAGCACCACCCUACCACAGUCCAGAAGACAGCCGAGAGCACAUUGACAAAAACGGCUGCAUUAUCAAGAUCAUUCGCUCCACGAGUUCCAUGGGACAGAAGAAUUUUUCUGCACCACCAGCCACAACGGUGCCAAACAACUCAUGUCCCCCGUCCACUUCUUGGCAGCCAUAUCAGCGGCAGAGCCACGGGACCUCCCCAGUUGGUGACCCUGGUUCUUUGGUUAGGAUCCCACCGCCACCUUCACAUGAGCGUUCCUUAUCUGCCUACAGCGGUGGGAACAGGGCCAGUGCCGACUAUGCCAAGAAUGAAGACAUUACCGCCAAACAUCCAGAGAGUGCCCUGAGGGACAGCGACACCUCUAUUUCCAUCCCAUCAGUUGACCAUGAGGAACUGGAACGUUCCUUCAGCGGAUUUAGCAUUUCUCAGUCCAAAGAAAAUUUGGACGUCCUUAACAACGGGUGUUACACAGCUGUGGCUAAAAUCAGACCCUACAUUGCAGAAGGGGAGUCCGAUACAGAUUCCGAUCUCUGCACACCCUGUGGGCCUCCACCACGGUCAGCAACGGGUGAGGGACCUUUCAGUGACAUGGGCUGGUCGACUCCUAGACAGUGAGGGCAACAUCUUCCAGAGCAUGGGCUGGUCGUGGUGUCUACAUUCUGAGCAUCUUCAGAAGAUGAAGAGCUAACAUUCGGUGACCCAGAUGUUGUGGAUGUUUGUCGCAUCUUAUUCUGGGGGUGGGGGAGCAGUUGCUGUGCCAGUUCUCUGCACAGAGAGGACAUUGUAGUGAAUCAUUUGAUGCCUUGAAAUGUCUGGAUUUCUUUCUUACUACCUUUCUAAAAUUGAUAGGUGAAAUUAUUAUUGUACUCCAGGGUUGGUAUCCAUGGCUCUCGAUAAUGUUUUCAGUUCAAGAGGUCACAGGCAUCACUAAAGAGUGGUUGAGUAAUUGGUGAGUAACAGUUUUUUACUAAUAAUAGGUAGUGGCAGUGAGCUAUUGGAUCAUCCGCAAAAAUAAGCUGGUGAUACAAAGGAACUGUGUCCCUAGUUAUGUCUUCGGGGAGGGGGAACCAGAUCUUAUGCACAUUGUGUGUAUCAACAAAUGGUUGUUUAAUCAUAAUUGUGUGGAAAUUAGCAGUAGGAUCUUCCAAGGAUGGAGCAUACCAUAGUAAGGGUUUCACAAGCAAUGCCUGGUGUCCGAGUGACACGUGUACAAAUUUUGAGUAACAAAAAAGAAAAUUAUGUUGUAAUAUUGGGUCAGGAUAGGGCUGCAGCUUCAGCUGGAGUGCUUGAAUACAAUGAACAGCAAACUCUGUGGGCCAUGAGGCUGCUUUCACAUGAGAUGCUUCAAUUUUUAUUUUUAUUUUUUUUAAAAAUCACAUCUGCAAGAUGGCAUCUCAGACCAGCUUUCGACAUGCAUGCUUGGAUCUUUAAAUGUUUUUGCACUCUUUGGAAUAUUGUUCUCCGAUGUGGGAAGAACAUGCCCCCUUGGAGGAAAGUCCGUGUGCUGUGGUAGGAAAUGGUGGCUGGAAACGACAAAUGCUCAUCCUUUAAGACUGUGUCCAUUUGCAAGGAUUGAGUUCUGCUUUCUGCUCGUUAGAUCAUACAUGUUUCAUAGCCACAUCUCUAGGGUCAACGGUUCCCAUUUAGAAUGGCUGUUUUCCACACUAUAUGCUGCAGUAGCUACGUUUGCAAUUUCAAAAAGACCAGAGGGGAGAAGAGGCAUUCAUUGUGUCAUUUGUGGAAGCAGCCGAGGAGCAAUCUUCCGUGAUAAGAAUGCCUUGCAGUGCCUCCAAAGCAGGGCAUCGGUGAAGCCUGGAAUUCCAUCAGGAGGAAUGCAGCAGCUCAAAAGAUCAAAAGUCUUGUGGUCAAUGUACAAAGAAAGAGAUGCUUUGCUGUGAUGAAAGACACUUUGCUUUAGAUACAGGAGGUCAUAGGUUAAAUGGAGGCUAACAGCCUCUGGAUCUUGCAACUCUAAGGGGUAACAUCCACACUUUAUAUUGUGCCUGGCUGCUUCAGCAUACACCACACUGCCUGCAAAGAAAACUCCUUUUUUCCCUCCAACCUGACCCAAAUUCUGUGGAUAUUCCCUGAUUCCUCUUUGUUUCUGUUUUGUAAAAUUUGGGCCCAGUCUGGGGCUACUUGCCUUGAUUUCCCCGGCCUGUAUCUAUUUACAAGUGGUGUCAAAUGAGGUUUGCAGCCUUUUUCUUUUUCACUGUUUUAAAAGCCUAGUAAUGUUCUAGUAUGGAACCGCUAGGAAGAAAAGCAAGCAGUGUGCAAAGCCAGGGAGGUGGAUUCCCAGCGUCCAUUUAUAAAUAUUUGGUAUAGAUCAGGGGAGGACAUUUUCAAUUCAAUCUUCUGUCUUAGCUUGCACUCUCAAAAAUGUGAGAUGCAAGUCACGAUGUGAUGCAAGUCAUGGUGUGAAAGGCAGUCCGUAUCUAUUGAGCAACUGUAGCCAUUUGUUAUUCAGCAAGGUAUGUCAUAGCAGAUGCUUGCCAGGGCACUGCUUUGUUGGUGGUACCUAAAGACCAUUCUCCUCUCCUCUUUGUCAGCCUAGGCUGCCGGUUCUCAAACUUGGGUCCCCACAUGUUGUGGGACUACAACUCCCAUCAUUGCCAGAAUGUCCACUUCCCACCCUUCUCGCCAACAGAACUGCUUAAUUGGUGUGCUUGAACUUAAGCCAAAUAUAGUCACUCCGAAGCAUGCCCUCGCAUAAAGAACUUGCACUAGAGGAGGCUCUUUCUAGGUAGACACACUUACUCUCAUCUUCGGUGUUUCCCAUGAUGGGGAUUCGACCAUUGUGCCAGAUUGGGAUGGAAUGAAUGGAUGGCAUUUAGACUAAUGCUACGUGUUGCACUACCUCCUCUGGUCUACCACAAGACCAGAGGAGAGCUGGUCUUGUGGUAGCAAGCAUGACUUGUCCCCUUAGCUAAGCAGGGUCUGCCCUGGUUGCAUAUGAAUGGGAGACUAGAAGUGUGAGCACUGCAAGAUAUUCCCCUCAGGAUGGAGCUGCUCUGGGAAGAGCAGAAGGUUCCAAGUUCCCUCCCUGGCUUCUCCAAGAUAGGGCUGAGAGAGAUUCCUGCCUGCCACCAUGGAGAAGCUGCUGCCAGUCUGUGAAGACAAUCCUGAGCUAGAUAGACCAAUGGUCUGACUCACUAUAUGGCAGCUUCCUAUGUUCCUACCAUAAGAAUGUUAUGCUAUCCAGUUCUGUUAUGUUGGGAGCUUGCAUUCCAGACUAGUGAUGUGCAAGGCACACUUGUGACGCUAGACUAAUGAAGUGCAAGGCACACUUGCACAACCUGUGGCAUGCCUCCUGCUGUUAGACCUCUUCCUCGGUCCAUAUAUGGUGCAGGGCUAUCCACUCUCCUUGUUGCGCAAGCAGACCGAGAGCACAAGAGUGUGCAACUUUGAGCAUCCACUCAGCUGUGCAGCCUCUGUGUGUGUGCAUCUCUGUUGGUUGGACCCGCACAGGGCUAGUAGUCAGGAAGUCAGCCAGCGUCAAAAAAAGGAAAGUGCAUAUUCAAGAUCAUAAAAAGAAUGAAUGCUAGCUGGAGUGGUAUUUUGCAGCAAGAAGAAUAGAGGCUUGGAACUAAAGGAGCCCUUCUGCUUCUAGAAAGCCUCUCAUCCAUGGAAGGGCGGCCUCUGACUUAGCAGAAGAGCGCUCUGUGAGGAAGGUGACCCAGGUCCAGAGUUCUCUCAUCUCUGGAAGCUUCUGUGCAAGACUUUCCACAAGCCCUUCCAGUGUUUAUAGGCUGCAGCCUGCACCUUCUUUCUUCGCUGUGUGUGUGUUUCCCCCCGCCCAUACAGCAACACCAUCUCCUGACAGAUGCAUUGUGGGUGCUGCUCUGUGAGAAGUCUUCUGCUUGCACCUCUGCAAGAGUUCACGGAGCAGUGCUCAGGCAUGGUCUCUUCCCACUAACAGUGUCUUGCAGCAUCUUGAGACUUAACAGAUGAUGUGCUUUGGAAUAUAAGGGAUACAAACAUAGAUGAGUCUGGGAGUAGAGAAUGGGGAGAAAUGUUGUGCAGUGUAAAAAUGUUUGAAGUGAAGGAACAUAUCCUGAAAGCAGAGGUGCAGUGCUGGGGCUUUAUAGAGCUACCUUAGUCCAUGUCAGACUAUUUGGUCUCUCUAGCUCAGUAUCAUUUAUACCAGAGGUUCCCGACUAGAUGAUGAUGGACUACAACUCCCAUCAUCCCCUGCCAGUGACAGAAGGCCAUUGUUACUGGGGAUGAUGGGAACAUCAUUUAGGGACCUGAGGGUGGGAAACUCUGCUCUACAUUUAAUUCACAGCAGCUCUCUAGGGUUUCAAACAAGUUUCCCCCUGUCCUACCUGGAGGUGCCAGGGAUUGAGAACUUGGGAUCUUCUGCAUGCAAAGCAUCAUCUUAGCCUCAAUAUCAUCUUAGCAUCAUCCUUAGCAUCAUCAUUCCCAGCAUCAUCUAGCCUUAACAUUAUCUUAGCACCAUCCUUAGCAUCAUCAUUCCCAGCAUCAUCUUAGCCUCAACACGCAUGGCGUCAGGCAUAAGAUCAUUGUUGUCUGUAGUGCAUCAACUAAUAUGAAUCAUGAUUCAAAGCUGAUGAAUGAACUCCAGUCCAGCACUUGUCUGAUGUACCUGUCUGUUAAGCCUUUUUUUUUUUUUUGCUUCUGAACCUGAGUUUAGAAAUAGGACAUCUUAAGGAACGGCAGAUAUUUGCUUCUGCUGUAUCUAAUGUCUGAUUUGUGCCCAUUCGUUUCCUACUCAAGAGACUGCCCUGUUUGGCCUAGGUAAACCUUGGCUUUGCUGGCAGAAGGAUGCAGAUGUAUAAACCCUUGGCAUUUAUCACUGAUAUAAUUUAGACAACACUAGAACCAGGGGUCCUCCCAAGGAACUGGUAGCCCGGAAGUUUAGGACUGACAAAAGGAAGUACUUUUCCACACAGUGCGUAAUUAAUCUAUGGACUUCUCUACCACGGGAUGUGGUGAUGGCCACUAGCUUGGAUGGCUUUAAAAGGGGCUUAGACAAAUUCACAGAGGACAGGUCUUUCAAUGGCUACUAGUCUGAGGGCUAUAGGCCACUUCCAGCCUCAGAGGCAAGAUGCCUCUCAAUGCCAGUUGCAGGGGAGCAACAGCAGCAGGGAGGGCACACCCUCACCUCUUGCCUGGGGGCUUCUCAGAGGCAUCUGGUGGGCCAGGGUGGGAAACAGGAUGUUGGACUAGAUAGGCCUUGGGCCUGAUCCAGCAGGGCUGUUUCUUAUGUUCUUAAGUUCUCGAGCUGUAGUGAGUGAUGUGGACCACACAGACAUGGGACAGAGUUCCCUCACAACUGUUUGUGGUCACUUCAAUAGCUGGAGUGAGGGUCUUUUUUGUCGUGGAGUUAAUACUGAAUAUGAAUACACUGGGCCAUUGGGCCUUUGGUGCAUUACAGGUGUUGAUGCCCUAUUGCCUUAGACUAUGCUUAAAGAGAGGUAAAUACAAAUUUUUGAUAGUUGUUCACCAAGUUGAUAGUUUUAGUUCUGAAAUAAUGUCACUCAUGGCCAAUGUUCCAUUUAUGUUUUCUUCUUCUAUGUGCAGAAUGAGGUUUCCACCCCCAGGCAGCAGUAUCAAGGCAGUGUUGUGCAAACAUGCAUUCAGAGUGGGGCCUUCCUGAAUCAGCCUGAGCAGGAUCAAAUAUUAACUGAGCAGACAACCAAAAACUUGUGUGCGCGUGCACAUGUGUGUGCCUUAGAGGGAACCCUGCUCAUGGCCCUCAUUCCUGUUGAAAGGUUGUGAAAAUUUUAUUUACAAUAUAGUGGCCAUGUGUUUCUGAGGCUAGCUUACAUAAUAUGCACUCUCAGCCUUUGCUUGCAAAUGUAUGCCAGCUGAGAUGAGUGGGAGCCAAGACUGUUGUUAGAGAUGCACCUACAGGUAGGUAAUUUUGGAGCCUGGACCUAGAGACCUUUUGCACCCACCCCCUGCCAUAAGCACUAUCCCUUUAUACAUACACACGGUGACAUGCGCAAUGACACAGAGUAUUUUUUAACAUGUAUUUAGAGAACAGCCAAGUGGCCUCACGGUAGGGAACUUCCUUUUAUUGGGACCACAUAGUAUCUCAAAGCAGUGAGCAAACUCCUCCAGAACUCUUCUUCAGGCUGGACCUUAAGCAAAACAGGCAGUGGGGUGGAGAAAAGGAAGGGAGGCGUGAUGAAUCAGCUUAUAAAGACUGUUUUAGAUCUUUUACAUCAUGCUCACCUUUUCCUCUCCCUCCCCUUCCCCUUAAUGUUUUGCUGAAGAUCCAGCCUGAAGAAGCAUUCUGCAUACUCCAAAAGCUUUUGGAGUAUUUUGUGACAUUUUGGUCCAUCCUUGUUUUUAAAAGGUACUGUACUCCUGGGGCUUUGGGAUUUCUCCACACACGCACACACACACACACACAAACACACACUUACCUCUUCAAGAGGUCUCCUUUGCGUCGGUUCUCCAGCGCGGCUGUUGGCUGGGGCUGCCAAAGCUGCAGCAACCAGGGAGAGGAAGCCAGAGUCGAAGCACAUGAGGUGGCAGUGCGCGUUCUGAGCACUCUUCCGCCAUCCUCAGCCUUCUACUUCUCUCUCCAUGAGGUCCUUUCUCCUCCUUUUCAAAGGGACUGCUGUGCUGGCCUCAUCAUAACUCCCUCACAAGACCCUCCGCUCCUGGCUUGCACAAUAUGUGCAUCAUGUGCUUGCUCACACUGUGCAGAUGCGCUGCAGGGCAGGCGGAGAAGCUCCUGCUCUGCACAUGAGAGGAGGUUGGGCGGGUCGCGAACAGACCACAGGCUGGCCGCAGCCUGCCCUCAGCACAGUUGCAUGCAUGCUUGGCCACCCAGUGCAGUGUGGGCUGGUGGCAGCACAGCACAGCCACCCCUGCCCCCGGGACAUUUUAAGGAGCAUGUGCCCCCUCGCGGGGGGGGGGGGUUGCGGGGCCAGAUUUCCAUUCAGAGCUCUGGGGGGAAGAGCACCCAGAUCUUUGCAAAAAGGAACAUUGCAGAACAUGUAGUGAUGUGCAAAUGGUAGCAGGGAACAUCCAUCGCAGCAGGGGUAAAUUUGCUACUGUCGUGGUAGAUUUGACAGGUGAUGUUGAUAUCCAAGGGACCCUUGUUUUCCAUGGAUUCUCCCAUCAUGGUUUCAACAAUCCAUGUUUGGGCUAUAGACACCUGUUAGCCAUUUUUGUGGGGGUGAUUUUCAGCUAUUUGCGGUUCCUGCCUGCACAUUUCAUACUUGCAAUGUCAUUUUUUGUGUCAUUUCUGGCUUGGAGGCAGUGUGGAGUCAUGUUGGGCCUCUGCCUACCCACCCCCCCCCCCCCGGUAUUUAGAGGACUUUUUGUUGGGUUUUUUGGUGAAAUUCAGAGGAUUUGGGGGUUUGGUGGGCCGUUACUUGCAGAGCUGUGCUGUACUCCUCUUUUUUCUGCUCCCCUUCUCUUGUGGUGAUAUAUAGCACUUUUAUAUGUGCUGAGGAUCCUAAACCCAAGUUUCCUGUAACUACAAGGUUUCAAAUAUUGUGGUUUUGGCAUUCACGGUUGUAGACAGGAACUUAACCCCUGUGAAAAAUGAGGUCCUCCUGUACUGAACAUCUGUGAAUUUACCACAUAUAAUAUCUAUCUUCUGCAACAAAGUGUGAAUUCUUGAGUUCUAUGACAUGCACCUUGGUGGUAUAUGUUGAGACAUCUGAUUAAUAAUACUGGCUGCAUCCUGACUAAUGCAGCACUGGUGCAACAGGAGAAGCACUGGUGUAACGUUUGUGCAUCUGAAGACUAACGCUGAAGUUAGUCUGAAGACAACCAGACUAACACUCUGUGUGUGUGUGUGUGUGUGUGUGAGAGAGAGAGAGAGAGAGAGAGAGAUUUUUGACAACCUCCCCUUCCCCCAGAAACCCUCCGUGCCACCCGAAAAGAUGUUCCUGAGGGCUGCAUGACCCUUGGGGACAUAUUUGAGGGUGGUACAGAGCACGGAGAAGGGGAGGUUGUCAAAAUUUGCCCCAUUUGCUGAGCGAGCAGUGGAAUUGAGUUAGUUGAGCUUUUCAGAAACACUGGGGCUUUCCCCUUGCAUCAGUGCUUCUGCAACCAGAAUGUCAGUCACUGGUUUUCAGCAUUCGCAGAGCAGCACGGAGUGUCCAAAAUGAAUGUAUAAUGUAUAUGAGUGAGCUCACUAAGGUUCACAGCAAUCCUGCCAAGUAGGCCAUUACAUAUGAAGAGGUGGGGCUGAAGCUAAGAGGGCAGUGCUUUGCCCACAACCUCAUAAGUUCAUACCAGAAACUGGGUUUGUACUAAGGAAUACUGGUUUACCACUUCGUCUCUGAGGCACUAUGCCUUUAUACUUUUGUAUAGGACAGAAAUACAGGGGAUACAAAAUUAGGAAUUAGGAAGCUGCCUUCUGCUUAGUCAGACUUUGGGUCCAUUUGGCUCAGUGGUGUCCACACUGACUGGCAGCGGCUCUCCAAGGUUUCUGGCAGUAGUCUCUCCCAGCUCUACCGGGAGAUAUCAGGAAGUGAACCUGGGAGCAUCUGCAUUCAAAGCAGAUGCUCUACCACUGAGCUAUGACCCCAUUCCCUAAGGAGACUAUCUGAAGCAGGCAGUGUUCAUGUGUAGUCACCCAUUCAAAUGCAAACCAGAGUGAACCCUGCUUAGCAAAGGGGACAAGUCAUGUUUGCUACCAGAAGAUCAGCUCUCUUCCCCAAGUCGGUCCAUUCCAGGGAAAUAGGCUGCUGUCCCACUUAACAAGACUACAGGUUCAUAGAUGCAUUCCUAGUUAGAUGCACAAGUUCAUAGAUGCAUUCCCAGUUAGAUGCAUUUAAAGAGCUCCAAGGCAAUAAGAUGCUCCAUACCAGGAAAUACCUCCUUGCCUGGAGCUCAUUGGAUUGGAACCCCAAUGUAGGUUUCCUCUUGGAGAAGCAGCCAUAGGGGUGCCUCACUUUGCAUUGGGGCCACAGCGUGUAUGUGUGUGUGUGGGGGGGGGAAUUAACCCUUUGCACCCAUUCUGAUAACCUGAACUAAAUCCCCCCUAAACUGCUAUUAGUCACUGAGUGGAAAAUGAACAGGCACAAAUUGUGCCCAUAAGUUUUUAUCUUCGGUAGCUAACUCAGCUUUGGUGGGAAGCAGUUAGGGUUGCGAUAUGGGGGGGAGGGUUCAACCCGCUCCCCCACGGCACAUCCCUAAUGCAAAUUGCCCUCUGCAGCUACUUGUACAAGAAGAAAAUUAAAAGCACUUCGCAUUUGUAUACUGCUGUUCAGUGUUGAAAGUGCUUCAGAUGUGUGGUCAUCUUUGGUACAUUCCUGUAAGACCGAGGUUCCUGAUCUUGGAUCCCUGGAUGUUGCUGGACUACAGCACCUCUCAUCCCCAGUGGCUGGGGAUGUUGGGAGUUGUAGUCCAACAACAUCCAGGGACCCAAGAUUGGGAAGCUGUGUUGUAAGGUAAUUAAGUCGUAGUAUCCUGGUAUUGUAGAUAUGGGACUGAGAGGGCUUGCCCAAGGUUACCUAAUAAAUUGGCAGAAAUGAGAUCUGAAUCAGUGACUUAAGAACAUAAGAACAGUCCUGCUGGAUCAGGCCCAGGGAGGCCCAUCUAGUCCAGCAUCCUGUUUCACACAGUGGCCCACCAGACGCCGCUGGAAGCCACAGGCAGGAGUUGGGGGCAUGCCCUCUCUCCUGCUGUUACUCCCCUGCAACUGGUUACUCCCCUGCUUCCUGAUUUGUAGCACAGCCAUUAUAUGGCACUAGCUCUCAUUAAGUUGGGAGUACCAUUUAUGAACCUCUUGUGUACAGAGCUCCCAAAGAAGCAGGCCCUAACUCCAGCCUCCAAGACUGGGUCUUGCAGACCAAUGCUGUGCACACUCGUGGCUUUAACUCCAAACCAUUCUGAAGAAGUGGUUUGUGAUUCAGCACCGGGGGGUAGAGUAUCACACCCCGAUUCUCUCUUGCAAAAGCAAUGUGGGCUCGUCUGGAUUGCAGCCAUAUUUUUCUGAAUGGGAUGCACAUUCUCGUGUUCAUGUCCAUGUGCACCCCCAGCCACACUCUUCUCCAGCAUAUAUCAGCACCCUUUUGCAUGUGGUUGGAGCUGGAGCAGGAUCUCUGGAGCUUGGAAUUCACAUACGCCAUUUCUGUAUUUUUUUAAAAGUGGGGAAAGACCACUUUUAAUGCUUCUGCUAGUAGAACUUAAGGUCGCCCAGUGAAAUUGAGAGACUGUCGGCACAGUACAGAGAUGGGGAGGGGGGCAGGCCCUCAUUCAGAGGCUGAUUCAUAAUUUAACUUACAGAUUUCACUGCCACCAGAGGAGGUGGCGGCCACUGGCAGAGAUGGCUUUCAAGGGGAUGGCACAAAUUCAUAGAGAAGUCUCCCCAUGUUAUGUUAGGAGAAGUCUCUCCAUGACCACUAAAUGGAACUUCUGUAUGCCUCUGCUUGCCAGUUGGUAGGUGAGAGGAGACACAGUAGUGGUGGACUGGGGUCCUUGCCCCUGGCUUGGGGGCUUCCAGGAAGCCCUUGGUUGAGCUCUGUUGGACUGGAAGGACCCCUUAGUCUGAUGUAGCAACUCAGUUCAGACGUUCAGUUAAUUUCUUUUCAGCUUAGCAUUUUAGCUCUUGCAAAAUCUGCCUUGCAUGAAGACAGAAAUACAUUGUUAAUUUUUUGACUGCUCAGAUGAGAUGAAGUAAUAAGGGAUGCAUCUAUAGGGGAUGGGUGUGGGAGUAAUAACGUAUAUUAAUGAAUCGAGAAUAAAUUGCCCAUUAUGGAGGCUGUCUGCUACCUAAAAGGUGAAGAAAAAAAGGGCAGCACCAGAAUAGGAAACUGAAGCCCCAUUCAGACAUUACAUUGCAUGUGUGCACAAGGUGUACACAUGUGCAUGUUUUUGUGUGAAUGACUGUGCAUGUGUUUCAAGUGCAGGGUGCAGAUAGGAAGAGUACCACUGUAUGUGCAUUGAACAUAAUGUGUAAAUAAUUGUAUGUGUGCCCUGCACACAAAUUGCACAUGCGUUGAACAUACCACGUGAAUAGGGCUCAAGACAUCAUACCCUUCUGAGGUUUUUCACUACUUGUGGAACCUCUUCCAAGUAUCAAUCAAUUUUUCUGUGCCCCGGAGAAGGUUUAUACCAAUACAGGCCAAGCAUGCUGAAUUUUCCCCAAUAAACGUUAUGUUUUGGGCUCCUUGUUGAGGCUUUGCAUCUUGUUAUGUGUAAUAAGCCUGCAAUUAAAUUACUUCCUAGACAACACCAAAUCAUGUAUUAAACAUGACUUGCCAGUUGUGUGUCUGGACUGUGUCAUUGGACAGAAAGAGAAAUACCCCUCCUUUUAGAAAUUGUUAUGAGGAAUGCUGCAUUUGAAUGCUUUUCUAUACUUAUAUGAGGACAAUAUUUUACCAGAACGCAAAAGAUAUGAGACAUUUCUUGACUAAUUCAAGAAAGAUAGGGGACAAGCAAAGCAACAUAGUGAAAGAAUACCAGUCUGCUCAUGAAUGCUGUAUUUCUGCCUAUUCACCAUGUCUCUCAUCAGGGCUGUGAGUUAUGCACAAGGUGAAUGCUAUAUAAACAUUCUCUCAUGUACUACAGAAGAAAAGGGAUGCAAUCCACCAGGGAAACGAACCACUAAAGCAAGACCAGGCACUGCCAAUCAAGUUAGAAGCCAGGGAGGUAAAGCAGCCCCACUUCUGAAUGUGGUAAUCCGUGGGGAGGUGGAGCGUUGCACAUGUGCAUAUUAGCUGUGUACAACUGUGGGGAGGCUCUCACACAAGCCUCCCAGAUGGUGUUUAUUUCUAUUUUUAUUCCACCUCUGGCCUCGUUUGAUGUGGCUUCAGAACCAAAAUUUAAGCUUCAAUAAAACACUGGCUGGAUCCAUAAUUCUGCAAAGCGGAAGAGACAAGCUUCUUUACCAGGCUCUUCUUCCACAGCUCCUGUCUUAUAAGCCUGCCCAAACAGAUCUGCCUUGCAUGGUUUUCGGAAUAAGGAGCUGCAUUGCCACAUCUCUGCUAGGAGCUCAUUCCAGAGCCUUGGGUUUAAGGCAGAAAAGGCUUUGUUUCUACCUGUCACCCUCCUGAGCUCUUCUGCUGUAAGAAUUCACCAUAGAGCCCUACCUCAUAAAGGUAGGCGUCUUCUCUAAGGUAUGCAGGUCCCAGGCUAUAAAGGGAUUUCAAGGUUAAAACCAGACCUUGACUUGGUUCUGGAAGCAAAUUUGCAAAUGGAUGGGAGUUAUGCAACCUUUUGUUCUAGGCCCACUGGUUUCAAUGGGGCUAGUGCCAUUUCUUUUCCUCUUGGGUUGUACCUAAGGACAAUAUAACUUUGGCUGCCAAAUGAUGUGUGUGUUGCCGCUUGUACAGACCCAUAUAUGCACACCCCUGUGUGUACAAAUCCAUAUAUACACACCUUGAUGUACACCUUCACAGGAACACAUAGGCCCACAUCUCACUGAGAUGGUAAACCUGUGUCUUGGUUGUACCCCUUCAAACUGCAGAUGGAGGGCUCAUACAAUGGAACACUCUUCCAUUGUCACGGCAUUGCCACACACAGAAAACUACAUCAAGGAAAGCAUUUUCUCAAAGAGUUUGUUUUCUAGCCUAGCCUUCUCCUUGCCACACUACCUUUCUCUGCGUUGAGGUUGUUGUUCAGAGGAUAUUAAGUUAUAUCAACCCCAACCUGCAGUUGUACUGCCCAGGCAUGAGUUUCCUACCUGAGUGAGGACUAGGCCAUGGCCCACACCAUGAAAGGAGAAGGAGGCUGAGACCAGACUCAUGCAGUGGGAUCUUCUGAGAUUAGGCGAUGAUGCCAGUGAUGGAAAUCAAAGACCACUCACCCUUCAACCCUAAGGAAUCUAAGUCCUUUUCCUGUACUAAGGCCAUAUUAUAAGGAAGGUCCAACAACAACGAACAUGCAUCUUUGUAAGUGGGAAUGUAGUAAGGGCCACACACCUCUCUUAUUUCCCAGGGAAGAUUCUGCCAAACUCUGCAAGCCUGCUCAACGAAUGCCGGUUUUCUUUGGAGAAUAAUAUCAUGUUGCCUUUCCAGUGUUACAUCUGCAUCUUUAUUUUUGAUCCACCUGCCUCUUAAGAAAAUAAUUUGGAAGUGGAUUAACCUAGGGCUUUGAAUGUUUGAAUAGCAGGAUAGGAAUUACCAUCUGCUUAAACUCGUUAGGAAAAUUGCCCAUAUCCAUCAAGCAAUAUCCAAGGGCAUCAGCAGCCUUGCUGCUGUGUUUCAGAUGCACAUCUCCACCCACACCAUGAUGUUCAUCUGAGUCCUAUUCAACUGGUUAGAUGAGUAUUUGGGGUGUGAAUGGGGAUUGUGCAUAUGCCUCGGGGGGCACGGGUUUUCAUGUGCUUGGUAUUCCCUACAGCUACCACUGGAUCUGGGCUUCCCAACACAGAAAAUAGCCCAUGUAUGCGAACUUCAUUUUAACCUUUCUAGCAAUCCGUUAUGAAUAGAAACUUGGAGUGGGCUACAUGGGAUGAAACAUGCCACAAUAGCUGUGUUACAGUACAUUUUUCAUGCUGGCAUCGAUCCAUUCCUAACCAAUGUGUGAAAGAAGAGUUAGAUGGCUCAGUGGUGCAAUAUGAUACUGUAGCUCUGUUCUAUAGGUGGUGAUGGAUUUUCCAGGCAGGGCAAAGUUGCUGUUGUAUUAGGUUUGUCCACUAAGGGGCUUUCUGCUGCCCCCUCAACACCACGCUGCUCACCGCACACACUCAACCAAGCAUUCGAUCUUGGAUCGUUGUUCUGACAGCAAAGAUGGCUUCUCGGCAUCCUUUCAUUUGCUGUGUUGCCUUGGCUUUCUUGCACAUUUGUUCCUGCUCCAAAGAAUAUUUCAUAAUGCCUUUGGUACUGAUGUACAAUUUUAAGACAUUUUUGUAAUGUAUCGAAUGGGAACACACUUUAUCUUGUACUAUAGCGAUUGGAAAUUUAUUAUUACUAUGAUUAUUUUCCUUUGUUGAAUGUGUUACAGUACAUUUCAAAAGAAAGGGGAAAAAAUUCUGAGUAUUUCAA
Messenger RNA from Hemicordylus capensis (graceful crag lizard), 16430 nucleotides. It is a transcript of the gene KCNQ2, whose product is annotated as potassium voltage-gated channel subfamily Q member 2. Gene Ontology annotation, biological process: potassium ion transport; transmembrane transport. Gene Ontology annotation, molecular function: voltage-gated potassium channel activity. NCBI's taxonomy places the organism in Eukaryota, Metazoa, Chordata, Lepidosauria, Squamata, Cordylidae. Gene Ontology annotation, cellular component: membrane. Bases 463 to 3120 code for a protein of 885 amino acids. The transcript has 17 exons. The record is from RefSeq and is a predicted model, not a curated record.